Andrographis paniculata is the source of this 3457-nucleotide messenger RNA. RefSeq names its product probable inactive leucine-rich repeat receptor-like protein kinase At3g03770. The coding region runs from base 1057 to 3417 and encodes 786 amino acids. Lineage: Eukaryota; Viridiplantae; Streptophyta; Magnoliopsida; Lamiales; Acanthaceae. Gene Ontology annotation, molecular function: protein binding; protein kinase activity; ATP binding. The transcript is spliced from 8 exons. Gene Ontology annotation, biological process: protein phosphorylation. Gene Ontology annotation, cellular component: membrane. The record is from RefSeq and is a predicted model, not a curated record.
GAGAGAGAGAAAAAGUGCCAAAGAGAAACAAGCUGACUUAAAAGAGGGUCACAGCUAAGCCAAGAUAACUACAUUUUGGCUGCCCAAAGGCCAAACGCCAAAUCUAUUAAAUUUUAUAAUUGCUUGUUAAUAUUAUUGAUAUAUCAGCUUCUGUUGACGUCCCAAUCAAUCUCAUUUAUUAAAGAAACACAUAAUUGCAUGUAGCAGAUAGCGAAUGAUCUCUACAAAUCAAGGGAGGAGAGGAGAAUAAAUAAAGGGCUACUCCUCAUCCUCCUCUCCAAGAAUCUUUAUAGAAUAUAUAUAUUUCUCUGGGGUUUUAUUUUCUUUUGGUGGUUCAGUCCGACAAAGGGCUCCUCCAUUAAAGCUUCAAAAGUGCUGUGUAAGUGGGCAAGGCAUGGCAUACAAUGUGUUCAAUAGGUGGAAAGUUUGUUGAGAGAAAAGGGCAGUGCUAUAGAGAGCUGGAGAUUGGAAAUUAAUGGCGGUGAUAAUGGCGGUUAAAAGUGUGGUUUGGCACUGAUUUUCAUGAAAAACCUUUUCACUUCAAUUGUCCUUUUCUGUUACGUUAGUAUUGUCAAUUGUGGCCGAACCCACCUGCCCAUUCCUUCUCGAAUUGUUGAAAAGAUUCAAGGGACUGUUUCCGGUGAAGAAUUGCAGGAAGACCGUGGUGGCAUUCAAGAAUCUUGUGGGUAGAGAAAUCAGUGGAAAGUGUAAUAAAGAGGUGUUUGAAGUUUAAGGGAUUGCUUAAUUUGAAGGUAAUUUAAGCUCAUGGCUGAUUAAUUCUUUUCAGACAUGAAUGGUUUCUUGGAUCCCUCGAAGAAGAACUCUAUCUACACACAGCAAUUUCAGAUAUCAAUGCUAAGCAAAUGCUCUAGAAAUUGCUUGAUUUUUGGCCAGAAUUCAGAGAUACAUACAUUAGAUUCCAAGAAUUUUGCCAUGUCAAGAACAAUGGACAACUUCUGAUACAUUUCCAUGGACAGAUCUUCAAACUGAGGCGAAAAGAUAAGUGAUUGCUUUAAACUUUCUUUAUUCGAUAAAACGCCUCUUUAGAUACAGCUAAUGGCGAAAAGAAUUGUCUGGAGAAUGGUUCUUCUAGUUUUGUGUUUCAUGGUGUUUUCAGUACCUUAUACAGUGCAAUUACAAUCAUCCCAUGUCCAAACUCUUCUGGAAAUCAAAUACCUACUGAACUCUCCACCAUUCCUGAAUAGCUGGAAUAACCAUACUGACUUCUGCAACAGCGAACCGUCUGCAACUCUGAUUGUUGUGUGCUAUGAAGGCAGCAUAACACAGCUCCAUAUCGUUGGAGAUCAAGGAGCUCCUCGAUUGCCUGAAAAUUUCUCAAUCGAUUCUUUUGUCGCCACGCUUGUGAAGCUUCCAAGCCUGAAAGUUCUUACAUUGGUUUCUCUCGGGUUAUGGGGACCGUUGCCUGGAAAAUUUAUGCAGUUGUCAUCUCUGGAAAUACUGAACUUGACCUUGAAUUACUUCCAGGGGAACGUACCGGAGAGUAUAUCAUCGAUGGAGCAUCUUCAGACGCUGAUACUUGAUAGCAAUAACUUCACAGGAAAACUUCCUGAUGGCAUCGGAUUGCUUUCUGGUUUGGCUGUUUUGAGCAUUAGGAACAAUUCCUUGCAGGGAUCUUUGCCAACGUCAUUGGGAAGUUUGGAAGACCUCCGGAUUCUUGAUCUGUCGAAUAACAAUUUAUCCGGCGAAGUUCCUGAUUUGAGCAGAUUGGCAAAUCUUCAGGUUCUUGAUUUAGGAAGCAAUUCUCUUGGACCUGAGUUUCCUGUGGUCAGUGAGAAAAUAGAAAGGAUUGUGCUGAGGAACAAUAAGUUUACCCUUGGGAUUCCGGAGAAGGUUCAAUCCUACUAUCAGCUGAGAUUCUUCGACAUUUCUUCCAACAGAUUCGUGGGGCCGUUUCCUGUAUCGUUGUUAUCUCUGCCAUCUCUCACUUACAUGGAUAUCUCGAAGAACAAGCUCACAGGAAUGCUGUCUGAGAAUCUCCCCUGCAAUGAUGAGCUCAGUUUUGUGAGCAUCACUGCCAAUCUGCUGACAGGGAAACUGCCUGGCUGUUUGCUGUCCAGUUCCAGGAAACGAACUUUUCUGUAUGCCAACAACUGUUUGGACACAGCGGGCGAGAAUCAACAACCGAUUUCCUUCUGCAAGAAUGCUGCUUUGGCUGUGGGAAUGUUGCCUAAUCGGCGCAAGCGAAAACAAGCUUUCAAAGUAGUUCUGGCUGCAAGUGUCUGUGGAGGAGUCAUUGGAGCAGUACUAUUAGUUAGUGUAGCCUUUUUUGUAGCGAAAAGAUUUCUUACAAAGAGAGAAGAACGAAAGCCUCAACCUACGGGUACGGCAGAAAAUACAUCCACAGGCUAUACUUCUAAAUUCCUUCAGGAUGCAAGAUACAUCACUCAAGCAAUGAAGCUUGGAGCAAUCGGCCUUCCACCCUACAGGACAUUUUCACUGGAAGAACUGGAGGCGGCGACGAAUAAUUUUACUACAUCAACAUUCAUCGGAGAAGGAUCUCACAGUCAGAUGUACAGAGGCCAGCUGAGGGAUGGCUCCAGCGUUGCGAUUAGAUGCUUCAAACUCGAAAAAAAUCACAGCACUCAGUACUUCAUGCCUCACAUUGAGAUGACCUCAAAACUCAGGCAUCAUCAUUUGGCCAGUGCUCUUGGGCAUUGCUUCGAGUAUAACUUGGAAGAUUCGUGUGCCAGCAGGGUUUUCCUGGUCUUUGAGUACGUUCAGAAUGGGACUCUUCGAAGCUGGAUAUCUGAGAGAAGAGCUCGAACAAGACUUACAUGGGCUCAGCGCAUCGCGGCUGCCACAGGGGUAGCCAAGGGCAUCCAGUUCCUUCACACGGGAAUUGUUCCCGGUCUCUUUCGCAACAACCUGAAGAUAACCGAUGUUUUGGUUGAUCAGAACCUUGUUGCUAAAAUUAGCAGCUACAACCUGCCAUUGCUUUCGGAGAAUAUGGGAAAAGAUCAGCUUCAAAAUUUCCUUCAGGGAUCCAAGAAGGAGCGUAGGAAGGUAAAGCAUCAAGACAAGUCGGAUAUAUACGACUUUGGAGUGAUAUUACUAGAGAUCAUCUCCGGAAAGCCAGUGAACACCAAGAAUGAAGUUGAGGUUCUAAAAGAACAGUUGCAAGUGAGCUUGAUAAUGGACGAGACAAUGAGGAAGAGUGCAGUCGAUCCUGCAGUCAGGAACAUGUGUUCAAGCGAAUCAGCGAAGACAAUGGUGGAGAUGUGCUGGAGAUGCUUGCUCAAGAAUCCAGCCGAAAGGCCCUCCAUUGAAGAUGUUCUGUGGAAUUUGCAGUUUGCUGCUCAGGUUCAGGAUGCGUGGAGAGGCGAUUCCCAGAGCAGCGAGGGGUCUCCGAUUUCACCUCUGCAAUCUUCGCGCCUGAAGAUAAGUAUCAAACAGUAGAUCAUACAACAGUCGGUACACUUCCUCAUUAAUCUCCCCU